GUUCCCCGCCUCUUUACACUGAGACCACUUGUCUUUGAAACACAGUUCAGUCACGAACAUUACAGCAGUGCUGUCGCACCAUGCGCACGACAAUGAACUUCACCCUCCUGUCACCUAUACUCUGUAUCCUCAGUUGGAUCUCUGUCUCACGUUGUGAAUUUCACGUUGUGGAGGUCCAGACCGGUGAAGAGGUCACUCUGCUGUGUACCAACUACACCAUUUCCCCCUCUCACAUAUCAUGGUUCAGACUGGAAAACGGAUCCAACACCAGCCACAUCUCCUCCAUGCUCUCCCUUGACAGAGGUGCAUCAUACUUCAAUGGGUUUGAAGAAGAAAAGUUCAACAUGACGUCCAACGUCAGUAAAGUCUUUCUCCAAAUCAAACAAGUGGAUUUAUCUGACUCUGGACUCUAUAUAUGUGGCUAUAGCCUGGGCACCGACUCCAGAAAAUUCCCAGCAGUUUACAGUGCAACGUAUUUAAAGGUUAAAGAACAGUCUGAUGAACAAGCAAAUCUGACCAUUGAGAUCCUCAUGGGCGGUCUGAUUAUCGUCCUCAUUAUAAUCAUCAUCGCUCUGGUUCUUAAAAUCUGGAAACUUCAUACAGCACAUAAAGAGGCACAGGAUCUACAAGACAGUAAGAAUGUGGGCUCUGAUGACCUGAACUACGCAGGACUGAGUUUCCUUCCAAGAGCGGAGCGGAGCAGAAGGCCUGCUAGAGAGAGAGAGCCGGAGCCUAAUGUUGUGUACGCCACCACCAAGCACUCAAGAAACCACCGGAACUGAAGCUUUGUUUUAGUCAUGACCUCCGGGGGAUGUCCGGAGAAUGGGGAUCGGACUUCCUGCUGUGUUUGCCUUUCAUAAAUGAACAAAUCAGCAGGAGAUUUUAUAUCAAUCAGUAUUGUUGUAAUCAUAAUCCACGAUCCACCACCACUAUCAUAUGCCACCAUCAUCCACAUUUUUUAUUCAAAUAAAAUGUAUUUCCACCAUCACCUAGGUGGACGUCUGCUGUCUGGUGGAACAUCACUUGUUUUACAGGAAGUGACAGUUAAGGGUUAGGGUCAAAGGUUAAUCUGACUCUGAAUAGUUCACUGCUACAGAGACGUUUGAGAAACACAUCAGCUGCUGCGUCAGUAUUGCUGACAUUUGCUUCAGCCCCUCCACCACUCCAGCAUCCACCUGUAGGCUCUGACGGGGGUUAUGAGUGUUUGUUCAUCACUUCAAUCAUAUCUAUGUAAUCAUAUCUGGGAGAGUGAAUAAGUCAGAGCCUAUAGAUGCCAAACAAUGACCUGUUCUACAGCUGCAAUAAACAUUUGAAAGCGA
Pleuronectes platessa (European plaice) is the source of this 1319-nucleotide messenger RNA. RefSeq lists its product as uncharacterized. The coding region runs from base 81 to 782 and encodes 233 amino acids. The transcript has 5 exons. Gene Ontology annotation, biological process: response to bacterium. NCBI's taxonomy places the organism in Eukaryota, Metazoa, Chordata, Actinopteri, Pleuronectiformes, Pleuronectidae. The record is from RefSeq and is a predicted model, not a curated record.